Molecule: messenger RNA, 767 nt
Organism: Hemicordylus capensis (graceful crag lizard)
Lineage: Eukaryota; Metazoa; Chordata; Lepidosauria; Squamata; Cordylidae
Gene: NTS
Product: neurotensin
Exons: 5
Coding region: 38-544 (168 amino acids)
Cellular component (GO): axon terminus; extracellular region
Molecular function (GO): neuropeptide hormone activity
Source: RefSeq, a predicted model, not a curated record
GUAGAACUGGGUGCGAAGGAGGGGCGAGGAAAGGAGGAUGGCCAAGCUGGUGAGGAUGCAGCUGAUCUGCGCGAUGCUGCUGGCGUUCGCCUCGGGGAGCUUGUGCUCAGAUUCAGAAGAGGAAAUGAAAGCCUUAGAAGCAGAUUUAUUGACCAAUAUGUAUACAUCAAAGAUAAACAAGGCAAAGCUUCCCCAGUGGAAAAUGACCCUUCUAAAUAUCUGUGACCUUAUAAGCAACAUAAACAACCAAGAAGAGGAAACAGGUGAGGCUGAGGAUGAAGACCUUGUGACGAGAAGACAAUUCCCUGCUACUCCUGAUGGCUUCAGCUUGGAAGCAAUAUUGACACUAUACCAGCUUCAGAAAGUCUGCCACAGCAGAACCUUUCAGCACUGGGAGUUACUUCAGCAAGACAUUUAUGACUCUGAAAAUUCAAGCCAGGAUAAGGAUCUGAUGAAGAGAAAAACUCCUUACAUUCUGAAACGGCAAUUACAUGUUAACAAAGCCAGACGACCGUACAUACUGAAGAGAAGUUCAUAUUACUGACUCAGCCAUUAAAGUAGUGUUUGUUUAGUUUUUAAGCAACUGUGCUUUAUGAUUACCUUAUUUCAACCUUAAUCAUAUUUGUGUGGAAAAUAUAUUAUGGAAAGUGAUCAAGAUGAUAGCAUAAAUUGUCUUUUUUGCCACUGUUGUUUCUUAAUUGUGAUUUUUCCUACUUAAAAUUAAUUGGAUUAAUACAUUUACAAAUAAAUCUAGUUUCUAAGCAUGA